Molecule: messenger RNA, 889 nt
Organism: Agrilus planipennis (emerald ash borer)
Lineage: Eukaryota; Metazoa; Arthropoda; Insecta; Coleoptera; Buprestidae
Product: neurogenic differentiation factor 6-A-like
Exons: 2
Coding region: 102-749 (215 amino acids)
Molecular function (GO): protein dimerization activity
Source: RefSeq, a predicted model, not a curated record
GUAGGAUUAAGUGGAAAAUCGGAAAACAAACAAAGUAAUUAUGAUAAGGAAGAAAGAAAAUCCAUAUAUAGAAGCCCACAGAGCUGAAUAUAAAUUUCUAAAUGAUCUCGUCAAUAAUGGACAAGUGCGCUACAUCCUCUUCUUCCACUACAGAUAAAAAUUGUUUUUUGAAAGUUAGAAUAAGAAGAUCCAAAGCUAACGCACGUGAGAGAAAUCGAAUGCAUGGACUUAACGCGGCUUUAGAUCGUCUUAGAAGUCGGAUGCCUAUACAACAACCAGGCGUGGAUUUCCACAAUACAUCUCAAAAACUGUCCAAAAUAGAAACAUUACGUUUGGCCAGAAAUUAUAUAAUCGCUAUGUCGCAAACGCUUCAAGAAGGAAAACCAAUGGAACUUACGAGAUUUAUCAAGAUUCUAUGCCGAGAAUUGAGUCAGACGACUGCAAAUUUAUUAACAGGAACAUUGAUGGGAUAUGGAGGAACCUUCAUGAACAAUUUUAAGAAUUACUGGAACAAACAACAAUACGCUAGUCAUUAUUCGUCGAAUUUUUACGAUCGUAAUGAACCGUUUGGACAGGAUUCCAGUUCCGAUAGUUGGAGUAACUCAUGGUACCAUAACCCCAUUAGCACCAACUGUGAUUACAAUACAGAAGUGUAUGAAAACUUUAAAUAUUGUGAUGUUUACCGUGAUAAUUCAACAUAUUGCAGCAAAAAUUUUUUUAAUUACAGAAGCAGCAAUGAAAAAUUUUGAAAGUUCUCUUACUUAGUUCUUAAAUGUCUUUGUUACAGAACAAAACAUUCCGUCUUGUUUUACUGUAUCACUUCAAAUUUUAAGUUCUAUAUUAUUUCCGUCAUACAAUUUGUUCUGUUAGAUGCAUAUUGGUGUUUUUU